Rhinolophus ferrumequinum (greater horseshoe bat) is the source of this 1814-nucleotide messenger RNA. RefSeq names its product ALX homeobox 3 (gene ALX3). NCBI's taxonomy places the organism in Eukaryota, Metazoa, Chordata, Mammalia, Chiroptera, Rhinolophidae. Gene Ontology annotation, biological process: regulation of transcription by RNA polymerase II. The record is from RefSeq and is a predicted model, not a curated record. Gene Ontology annotation, molecular function: DNA-binding transcription factor activity, RNA polymerase II-specific; RNA polymerase II transcription regulatory region sequence-specific DNA binding.
GGCAUGGACACCGAGCGCUGCGCGCCUUUCGGCGUGGGGCCCGGGCCCGGCCCCUAUGCGCCCGCGGGGGAUGAGCCUCCGGGUGCCCAGGGGACCACCGUCGCCGCGCCUCACCUGCACCCCGCGCCGCCCCGCGGCCCGCGGCUGACCCGCUUUCCGGCCUGCGGGCCCCUGGAGCCCUACCUCCCAGAGCCAGCCAAACCGCCGGCCAAGUACCUGCAGGACCUCGGGCCAGGCCCGGCGCUCAACGGCGGCCACUUCUACGAGGGCCCCGCGGAAGCUGAGGAGAAGGCCUCCAAAGCUGCCAGCUUCCCCCCGCUGCCCUUGGACUGCCGAGGGGGCCCCAGAGACGGGCCCUCUAACUUACAAGGCUCCCCAGGCCCUUGCCUGGCCAGCCUACGUGUCCCUCUGUCCCCGGGACUCCCUGAUUCCAUGGAGUUGGCCAAGAACAAGAGCAAGAAGCGCCGUAACCGCACGACCUUCAGCACAUUCCAGCUGGAGGAGCUGGAGAAAGUCUUCCAGAAAACCCACUACCCUGAUGUCUAUGCCCGGGAGCAGCUGGCUCUGCGCACGGACCUAACCGAGGCCCGGGUACAGGUCUGGUUCCAGAACCGCAGAGCCAAGUGGCGGAAGCGGGAGCGUUAUGGGAAGAUCCAGGAGGGGCGGAACCCCUUCACGUCUGCCUAUGACAUCUCUGUGCUGCCCCGAACGGACAGCCAUCCCCAGCUGCAGAACUCCCUGUGGCCCAGUCCAGGGUCUGGGCGUCCCACUGGCCCUUGCCUCGUGUAUCCAGAGGGCAUCCCCUCCCCAUGCAUGUCUCCGUAUUCUCACUCACAUGUGAACGUGGCUGGCUUCAUGGGGGUGCCAGCCUCCCCUGGAGCCCACCCAGGCAUCUACUCCAUCCACAGCUUUUCCCCUGCUCUGGGGGGCCACGGCUUUGAGCCCUCUCCAGAUGGCGACUAUAAGUCUCCAAGCCUCGUCUCGCUCAGGGUGAAGCCCAAGGAGCCACCCAGCCUGCUGAACUGGACCACGUGAUCAGAUUUGUGGACACGCAGACUAAGUUGCCACCCCUUUUCCCGUUCCCAGCUGUUCCUACCCCACGCCGGCCUGGAUACCAGAGAGGACACACCUCUGCCUCCAAGCCCCAAAUGGUUUCCUGAGGCCGGGCAGAGCAGCUGGGACUCUCAGCUUCCUGCUGAUUCUUUUCUCUUAGAAUAAGGCAGGGCUGCCCAGUAGAAAGGGGCUUCGAAGCUGGUAGGACAUCCUACCACACACUGGGUUCCCUCACCCAAAUGCUGGCUGGAGGGAGGAAGAUACUGCCUUGCUUCCUUCAGACUUCGUCCAAUUCACUGUCAUCCUUCCAGCUGAAACAGAUUAGUUGGCUCCUCAUUCAGGAAACCCAGGAAAAUGGGAGGAGAAGGACACAGAGAGGAGCAACUUGUGACUUCGGGGAAACCAGUUUCAUAUGACCAUGUAGGGUGGCCUCACUUCCCCAUCCCACCACCAGGGGGCGUGCACCCAGCGUCUGGUGCAGACCAGGACCUGGAAGAUGGAGUUCAGUGUCAAAGGUGCCCAGAUCGCCCUGCUCCAGCCAUCCCUUACUUCUCCCCUGUGUCCCCUCCCCCAACAUGCUAUGGAGUCCUCUCCCCCCUCAAACGGGGCAGAAAUUUCACCAGCAGCCACCAGAUAUGGGGUUCUCUUUCAUGGGAUCAGGCCAGAGCCAUGCCACGGAAACCGCAGGCUCCCUUGGUCUACUCAUUGGACGUUGGUAAGAAUAAAAUAGAUUUCCACAGACUCGGAGCCCCUGAGAUCCU